AUGGAUUUGGAAAGUUCAAACGCCUCUUCCGUUUUAGACCCGCCAGCAGUGUCUCAUGAGAGCUGCAAUAACAGCAGCAGGACUGGUGGUGGUGCAGGCGCGGGGUUGACCAGCAAUCAAGGCAGCUCCCCUGCAGCUUUCACACACAAACCCGAGGAAGCCUUGGAGGGCAUUACUCUUUCUGCCGCAGAGGCAGAGGGUUGGGUGCAGCCGAGUAGCACCAGUUACUUGGCCACUCAAGGUGCGGCAGCCGGGCCUUCUAAUGCCCAAACGAGCUGCGAGUUCGUGAGCCUUCCUUCCCAAAGUAAUUCCAGCAGCAAAGCCAUUCUGAUGCAGCAGGGACAGGGCGUUGGGCCUGCCAUGGACUCCGCCGUGGCAUCAGAAGAUGCGUCUGACGACUUAGGGGGUUCAUUUACGGUUAUCAAUGCUCUUAAAAGGGAGGUAUUCGCAACUUCCGCACUUUUGCGAGCUUUGCGCAUGCACGCCGUCUCACAGACGCGUGGGCUUUCAGCAGCAUCUCAGCAGCAGCUCGCUGCAGCUGUUGCCCCUCUGGUGAAAUCUUUUGAGCUGCUAAAUGAAAGGCUGGCUGCGGCAGAAGCAGCAAAAGAGCCUCCCCCAGCAGAGUUACAGGAGCAGCAUAUUCACCCUUUUCUUUUCGUGCUUGCACAGCAGCAGCUGCAACACAAGCAAUUACAAAGUCUCAACAAACAGCAACAAAUCCUGCAUCAAAGCUGCAUGCGGGCUUUAGCGUCUGCAGUACUGCGAUCCCUUGAUCAGUUGUUAACUGUGGGACUUCUUCGCUGCCGCAGCGCGGCAGGGCGUCGGUGUUUGCACGCUCUGGUCUUGUCUUUAAGAAACUGUGCUUUGCAGGCAACCCACCGGCUACAGUCGGCUCCGACGCAGCCCUCUGCAGCCAAUGCAACUGCCGCUGCUGCUGCAGUUCUAGGAUCCGAGGCCUACGGAGGCAGUUAUUUCGCUCCUGCAUCGCCUGCUGCCGAGGAGGAGCUGCUGCUGCUCCAGUGCCUAGACCUUCUCAGCAGUUCGCUCCUUGGCCCUGCGGGACAUGUCUUCUCCGACGCUUGUGUCGCGAGCACAGUUCAGUGUUGCGUGGCCGUCAGCCUGUCACAUCGCGCCAGCCCUCUGCUGAGAAAUGCGGCGGCCUCGCGUGCUGUCGCCAUCACACGCCAUCUAUUUGCUUCAGAAAGUCUUAUUUCGCUUUCGCAUCGGCAAGGGCAGCUUCAUGAAGGAGUGGAAACGCAGCAUCAGACAGGAAACACCGAUGACCAGCACGAGGAGCGGCGGGAAGAACACCAGCAACGGCAACAGCAGCAGCAUGCUUCACCUCCACCGCAUUUCAUUGCUCGUCUGGAAUCUGCAAUGUCUAUCAGGUCCACAGACACCGCAUGCUGCCCUACACGGUAUUCAGCAAUGAAGGGCUAUGGGCUAGAAUGCCGUCUGAGAAUCCUAGCGCUCGUUGCUAGGCUGCUGUCGCACGAAAGGUCUCAAGUAUCGUCGAACAACUCAGGGAACAGCAGCAGCAACAGCAGCAUGGGCAACGCGAGCGUUGGCUCUGUAGGGGGCAAAACUGACGCUACUCUUCCCCCAUUCGUUUCAGUUGCUGAUUCAGGCUCCCCACAUGUAACAUCAGAGGGGUCUGGUGAUGCGAAGGGGGAUGUGUCCGGGAAACGUAAUCGAUCUGAAGAGCCUCUGCGUGCCUCCGAUACUUCAGUGCCAGCAGCGGCAGCGGCAGUUGCCGCCGCUGCUGGCAAUCAACACGCAUGUGCCUCAUCCUUGGGAGACAAGGGCUCGCGGCUGGGGGCCUUUAGUGGUAUUGACCGGGAGUUUGAGAGCCUUCUGGGGCACCAUGGAAAAGACAGGGCAGCAAAUAUGGAAGCUAGAGUGCUGUGCCUUCGCUUGCUUUGCGUUGGGCUUGAGGCUGGAAGGGACAGUCUUUCUCUUUUCCCCAAAUUGUUGCAGCCACUUCAGACGCAGAUCUUGCCGCUCGUUCUUCAGCAGGACACCCGUUCGACGCCUCUUAUGCUGCUCUCUCUUACGCUGAGGGUAGUGGGUGACUUCAUUGCCUUCCUGCGGCCGUACAUCAAAGAUGAGAUAGAGAGAUGUCUGUAUCAACUCCUCAGGCUGUCAACCACCUACCAUGGGGGCCCGUCUAAGACAUUAGCAGCGGAAGCACAAGAGGUAGCGCUGGACAUGUUGCGGGAACUGUGCAGCGACGCGUCGUUUGGUUUCGAGCUGAUGCUGAACUACGACGGCGACAUCCGCCGCUCGAAUGUGUUUGGGGUCUUGGUCACGCUGUUGCUCCAGCUAGCAGCUCCCCGUGUCCCCUCCCUAAGAGGCGCUUACCGCCUUGCAGAAUGUGACGUUGGAGGAGGCCAGGGCAUCCUGGGGCUUUCGGGGAUUCCUCUAUCUCAGGCAGCUGUGGGGCCGGCGGCCACUGCUUCGGAAGCAUAUACAGCUAGAACUCCGACGCAGCAGCAGUCUCCUUCGGGUUAUUCGCCUUCCUCUGUUAGCACCACGACGGCCGCGGAGAGCAAUAAGUCUCACCACCAUGGCGCCUUUCACCUGAGAAGGGCCCCUACGAGGUCGCCUUUGAAGGCUUCGCGAUCUUCCGCAGACACCAACACGGCGGCAGCAACGGAGAACUUAGUUACAGAUGCGGCUGGAGUUAUGCGCCCCGCAGGCCUGUCGAAUGUUAACCGCUUGGCUCUUGCUGCCGUCCUUCGUCUUAUUUCUUCUCUAGCUUCUCUUUGCGAUAGUAUGCAGCACAGCAGCAUUCCAGAGCAGGAGGAGGAGGAGGGAAAGGACUUUCAUCUUGACAAGGCCCAACUCGACCGCGAGUCUGCAGCUGCGUACUUCUUGCGUGUCCAGGAUAUGCAGCUGCUUUCCAAGAGACGGAAGCACAAGACUCUAUUGUCAUAUGGAGCUUCAAUCUUUAACUCUAACUCGAAGGAGGCGAUUUCUCAACUGGAGGGCCUAGGGCUUCUCCCGACGCCAGCAACGCCAAGGAGCACGGCUCUUUUCCUGAAAGAGACCGGAGGCCUUGAUCUGCGAGCAGUUGGUCUUUACCUUAGUGCCAACAAGCCAUGGAAUGCUCAAGUUUUGCGCGAAUUCGUUUCGCUGUUCUCGUUCACUGGUGUUGGUCUUGUUGCUGCAUUGCGAGACUUUCUGAGGUCAUUUCGUUUGCCUGGGGAGUCGCAGCAGAUUGAGCGCGUGAUGGAGGCAUUCGCCGACGAGUUCUUUCGCCAACAACCGCUGGUCAAUUGCCCCCACAACAAGGAGAAACUUGCAGUAGUCAAUUCAGAAGGUGCGGGGACAACCACGGUAGCAACAGCAGCAACAACAGCAACGGAGUCGCCGGCGUCAGCUGAAGCCAAUCCAUUUACUCGGCCAGCAGCAGCAGCGGAGCCACAGGAACUCUCUCUAUGGCGCUGGGUGGCCGAUGAGGGGUCUUACUCUUUAUUGCGUGCUGCGGCCGUGAGAGAAGGGGCGGUAGAUAAGUGUCGACAGAGGAGCAGUGAAGACCUUGCCCGGCAGCUCGCAGAGUUCACUCCUACUCAGCCACCUCCUGGUUACGUGCUCAUGGUGCAUAAGGAUACGGUGUUUGUCCUAUCGUAUUCCAUUAUCAUGCUGAACACAGACCAGCACAACUCGCAAGUCCGCAGUAGGAUGCGAGUGGAGGACUUCGUCAAGAACAAUCGAGGCAUCAACAACGGAUCCGAUUUGCCCGCAUUCUUCCUCCAAAACAUAUACGUUUCCAUCAGACAUCAGGAGAUCAAGCUGAAAGAGGCCCCGCUGACAAGUUCCCAGCCAACGGCUGCACACGGGCAAAAGGCCGAUGCGGCAGCCAAAGAACAGCAGCAGCAGCAGUCGCUACCCGAUAUUUUUGACGUACUUGCAGACGGGUGGACUCCUCCGGAAGGUGCUGGAUUGGGCUGGGGGGCCUUUGCGUCUCCCUACAACGGCCCCAAGAGCGCUUUGGCAUCUGAGAGCGCGGGGGACUACCGCAUUGUGCUGAAACCCCGUACCUCUCGAGCGAUGGAAAGCAGCAAUACAAGGGGUUCUGAUGCAUGCGCAGUCAGGGCAGACGCCCGUGAUCUACAGGGACUGGCGAUGGAGAUGUUUCAUAUCCUGUGGAAUGGGGGCAUUCUUGCCGUGCUCAGGGGGGCUUUCGAAGCAUCACUUGAUCUGCGGCAGUUGGAAGAAAUACUAUGCGGGGUUCUGUCUUUGGCUCGAGCUGCUACGGUCCUUGGUCAGGUUGUCGCCCUAAACACGAUUGUAGCGGAGUUGUGCAGCUACUUCGUCUAUUCUGUUCCCGCGCACUCUCAGCUGGUGUUGGCACCCAUUAUGUACCUUAUUCGCCGCUCUGGAGCCUCUUUCAGAGAGGAAGGUUGGGGGGCAGUUCUGGAGCUGCUGCUUCGGCUGCAUGCACUCGACCUGCUGCCGCCAGCCCUAAUGGGCCUAGACGACUUUGAAGGAUCAGGAGGCGCAGCUCUCCCUUCUCUUUGUACCUUGGCGCCACCUCCGUUCGUGCCUCCGGCCUCGCGAAAAGACAGAGGGACGGGGAAAAAGGGCGGUGGGUGGCUCGGGGAUCUCACGUCCAUUUUAUUUGCCCUCGGGGACUCUGACGAUGAAAGUGAUGGAGACGACGGCAGCGGAGCCCAAGGCCAUAUGGUCGCGUGGUCGGAGGAGCUUAACUUCGCUUGUGACGGUUUGUAUGUGUUGAGAGCCUCUACGGACUUCACGCUGCUUCCAUCGACCAUGGCAGUGGCAGCGGUCUGCAGUUCUGAAGUGGAGACAGACCGUGACGUUUCUGAGGCUCUCCACGUGCAGCGUUCUUCCCAUCUCCAAAGGGAAUCGCUGGCUCUAAGCGGCGCUGUGGGACCCGAGCACCACCUGCCGAAGGGACCCAACGAACUACCACAGCGAGAGCGUCAGGCGCAGCAGCAGGAAGUUGCAGGGGCAGGUUCACCUUCCGCUUCCCCAGAGGAUGAGGAAGCUGCGGCCGCCAGAGCCCCCUACCUUCGCCUGAAGACGGUGUUGUCUCACGGCAUCCGCAUCGACGUGGCAGUGGCCGAGAUUUUCCGUCAGGUCGAACCGGUUUCGUCUCUGUCAACUGCAGUUGUGCUCCUCGUGCACAUUGUAUUGGGUUUUCCUCCUAUUCGUCAGAAUCCGGGCGCGUCUCCGGACUGUCCCCUACAGGCCCAGCAACCUCAGCAGCAACAGCAGCCCUCCGCCGAUGGUGCAACCUCGCUCAGUGGUAGCUCUGGUGAGGCAGUUGCAAGGGGAGCUGCAGGCAGCACCAGCGCAUCAUCCAGCGUGGCGUCGGGGCAGCUAUCCUCUGGGACACACCAUCAGGGGCCCCCUCCACUGCAGCCGCCUGAGGACCUGGGCUUGCCUUCGCUUCCGGGAGCUGAGCUUUCGAUGCUCUCUAGCUACCUAGUUGAUGCGCAGCGACAAGGCCUGGAUGAAGACAACUCUAGACGCAACAGCAGCGUUACCAGCAGCAUUAGCAGUUCGGCUGUCUCUACUCCGUCGGGGACAAAUGCGUCGGUGACUCAGUGUCCCGGACUUUCUUCGUACACCUUGCCUCCACCCGUAUGGUCUCCGUUGCGAGCCGGCGCUUCGCCUCAGCUGACGACUUACAGGGCUUACACAGAUCGGCUUUUCUGUUUGGAGUUGCUGGGGGCUCUAAUGCUGAGCGAACUAACGCCUGGGAGCCCCUCUCUUCGCCCUUCAAAGGUUUACGGGACGGCUCUCUUACAGAAUUGCCCUUGGCUGCUGUGCGCAGUGUAUCUGGACACCUUCUUGAGGCGCUACUCCAUAGGAACUGCUGCUGGGGGCGUGCCUAAUCCACUCGAGGUUGUAGGCCUAGCAGGGCCAAUACAUUCGAGGCAGCAACAGCAGGAGGCAGUAGCGGGGACUGACACGGAUAGGCCUUCCUGGGCCAUUGCUAUUUUGGAUGCAUGCAGCAAAGACCCUCUUGCGCAGGCUACCGUGAAGAGCGUGUGCAAUGUUUUCCAGUCAAUAGGUUCCCGCCGGCUCGUCGAGACCCCCACAAGUGCGUCGCUGCGCGUCUCCACUGCUUUUGUGUCUCUCUUGGUCUCGGGUUGCUUCUUUUGGGUCAUGCGCCUUUGCCUUUUGGCUGUGCGGUUGUUGCGUGCAGCUCUACCACACUGGGAGCUGCUGUUCAUCGAGCGACUGGUUGUGACUGUACUGAGGAUAUGCCUUCGUCUGCUCUCUGAUGAAGAUUCUUUGCUGCUUCCCGUGUACACAAAGAUAGGGGCGCCCCAACUUGGGGCCCCCAAUACGUAUGGCUGUACUCCUGCUUGCCAGGUCGCAAUACAUUUGCUUCAGCUUCUUACCCUUCUUCACCCCAACAUCUUCUGCAUGCACGUACAGCGUAUCUGCCAGUCUGCCACUAUCCUCGUCUCCAGGCUAAAUCUGAGAGCGUGCAGCAGCCCUCUCCUAAUCCAAGUCCUUCUGGCUCUAUAUCAGCGCCUUGUCCCUCUGCCUGCCUUCCUACCAACUGCGCCGUUGCCGCAGCACUUGACACAGCCGCAAUCUCAGCAGCAGCUUGCCCUGAGGAUCAUCGGUUCCCUGUCUGACUGGAUAAAGGACCCCGAGGCUUUAGCCUUACUUGUGCUGCAGCACCGCAACCACUACCAGAUGCUGCUACAGACCCUGAUGGCCGUGUGCAUUUAUGUACCGCCGUCUUCAUCUGUACAGAUACCAGGCCCUUCGUCUGUCGAGCGAAGGGCUGAGGGAGAGGCUCAGGACAACCAGCAGCCGCAGCCGAGCGUGAGCAGUGCCUCGUCCUACGAAGCCAAUUGCACAUCUUUGGCAUUGCUGGCGUCUUUACUUCCGGCAAUUGGUGAUGCGCUGAAGUCCAAGGGAGAGGCGGUUGCAGCAUGCCUCUCUGCUGCAGCAAACGGCGCUGCUAAUGCGAACGGCGAAGGCUCCUCCACAUGGAAAGCUCGUUUGGAUUGCCAGGCAAUGUGGCUUCAGGCCAUGCAAGUAGUAGCUAUUGUCUGCAGUUUCUCCGCACGACCCGUGAAGGUUAAAGCGCUGGCGGUCCUGCAGCAAAUGCUGAUCCGCUGCAGUACGAAGAAUUCGAGCUCCGAAGAAAGUAGAAGCCUUCUUGUCAGCGACAGAACUGUUAAUUCCGGAGGUGGUGCGGAGGGGCAAGACUGCACUACUGCGGCUGCUGCUGCACCAGCGGCCACUGUUGUAGCUGUUGCAGCAAACUACUGGGCUACGGCACCAGAAGACGCAUAUACUUGGAGACUUUGCUUACAAUUGGUUGUCUUCCCUCUCCUUAGCCUUCGAUUUGAGUAUCCGUACACGCCGCCGUCUCCAGGCGAUGCCCCUCCACCUCCUCCUCAGCAUCACCAGCAGCACGUGAACGGUCACAGUUUGGGAGAUUCCGUCUAUACCUUUUCAGCAGGGCACGACCAAGAAAACCAACUCCGCGAUCCCCACUUCGGUAUGCCUUGGAUGGCUCUACCGACAAGAAGAAGACUAACCCCCGAAGUUGCCAUAAGCACUCUGGGCCUCGACGAAGUGUACCAGAGAAAAGCAGCAGCAGCGAGUUUGGCAUGCCGUCUCUUCCUUACUAAGAUGGAACUCCUUCUGCAGCCGUUCAAAGUAAAGGGAAUUUAUGUGGACUUCGUGGCAGAGCCGUUGCCGCCUGUGGAUGAGUCGAAACUCCAGGGACUUCCAAGAGACCAUCCGGGGGGAAUAGAGGGACUUUUGCCUCCCCUGACUCAGCUGGUGCAGCUGCUCGUUACAGAAGCAAAGGUGCAAUCUGCCUUCUUGAGCACAUGCCAGCUGCAUGCCCCAGUGAUCUAUCGCGAUGCAUUUCUCGAGAGCAUGAAGAACACACUGCUGGUCGUCCUGACAUGCCCCUUCGUCGCAGCAAGCCCCAUACCGGCGGAUUUGAAGACGAGGAUAUCUCCAGCAUCUGUUCUUCCAGUUGUCUUUUCCCCGGAGCAGCAGCACCAGCAACAGCAGCAACAACGGCAAGAACACCAGCAAGAACAGCCGACCUCACAGAAAGGGGAAACCCAAGGGACUCCAAGGGAAACCGAAGUGACUCCAAACGCGGAUGAGGCUGCGCAGCUUGCAGCGAAGCAAGAAGCUUUGUUAGGGACGCUGUCUUGUUUAACGGAUAGCCAGCGGCUGGUGGUCUCAGCAGUGUCACCCUUCGUCGUCUCCACAUUUCCAUCUGUGAUACAAGAACUCCUUCUGAUACUUCCCACCCCGCAACCGCCUCCGCCUCCUCCAAAGCAGGACCAUGUUGCCUGCAACGACAUGGGAGCAAAUGCUGCAGAGGAGGCCUCCGAAGUCCCUGCAGAUUGUAGCCCUGUAGCCUGCCACGACAACGGAAAAGAUGCAGAAGUUGCAGCGGAAAGUCUUGAGGAAGUCCGUAGUUGUUCUGGUGCAGUUGCAUUGCCACCAGCUGAUGGUAGUGCUUGUGCAUCGUAG
Messenger RNA from Eimeria acervulina, 8502 nucleotides. Its product is annotated as sec7 domain-containing protein, putative. The record is from RefSeq and is a predicted model, not a curated record. The transcript has 17 exons. NCBI's taxonomy places the organism in Eukaryota, Apicomplexa, Conoidasida, Eucoccidiorida, Eimeriidae. Gene Ontology annotation, biological process: regulation of ARF protein signal transduction. Gene Ontology annotation, molecular function: guanyl-nucleotide exchange factor activity. Bases 1 to 8502 code for a protein of 2833 amino acids.